This is a messenger RNA of Mya arenaria, 5061 nucleotides long. RefSeq lists its product as uncharacterized. The coding region runs from base 272 to 3409 and encodes 1045 amino acids. Lineage: Eukaryota; Metazoa; Mollusca; Bivalvia; Myida; Myidae. The record is from RefSeq and is a predicted model, not a curated record. The transcript is spliced from 6 exons.
CGUAAAGCGAAAAGCUAUACGCUCGACAGUUUGGAGAGAAUCGUCCCAAAGUAUUGUUGGGGCAAUUCAUGGCGGAAUGAAGUUUUCUGAAAUAUUAUAAGUGGCUUUGUUGGGCUAGGAUUAUCUCAGAAUACCUCGUCCAAAGUCAACUGUGGUACAAACAAUAAACGAAGACAUUCUAUUGGUUGAGUGGCUGUUAAGCUGUCUGGGCGGAAGUAAUAUACAGCCAUUUUAACACAGGACAUAUACCUGCGAUUCCAAAACUUUUGUGAUGGCUAACUUGAAAGAUUUCAUCAGUGAUGACCAAGGUAUCAACUGGUUAAAAUCUAACUUGUCUCUGAAAAUAACGAGAAAAGGCCUCAUUGGUUUGGUUGAUGGUGAAAUGCAAUCACUUCAAAAAGACUCGUAUAACAAAGCACGAACCACACCAAGAGCUGCAUGCAAUCAGUGUUGCACUACGAACCUGUUGGUUGGUUUGCCGAGAUAUAAAUAUCCAAACAACAAACCACCGCCUAAAACCAAUCAUUGUCCGAACAGUAUCUGUGACGGUAUUCGGCAAAACAUUGAAUCAGAGCAUUGUUUUCGUCGACCAUCUUGGAAGAAUUCGGACGCCAAACAAUGGUCGACCAACCACUGGCAAUUUGCCAAGUGUUACAUGCCACCGGAUGGUUAUGCACAGGUUUUAUCAGCCACAGACACUGAUUUCAACGGAAUUAUAAAUGUCCUCAUUAACUGCAAACGAUUCGAUGGCAAGUUUACGUUUCCAAAUGUUCUUACUCAGGCAAGGGACAUAGGAAGAACCUUGCGGCACAAGAAUGAUAUUCGUGUUAGCAAUGGCGAUCUGAAAGAAACCUUUCGAACACUCAAAGCAUUACUUAAUGAACCUGCUUUUGGUCAGGAAGGACAAGGCGCCGUAGCUCAGUUGCAAAAGCUACAGAACGAUGAUGUUGUUAUAGAUGUAAAAGAGAUCAUUGCACUUAUCAACGAGACAAAAGAAACAGCCCUUUCAGAAAUACAAAGUGAACGGAAUGCAGCACAUAUCCAAAUGCUCGAGCAUCUUGACGAGGUUUUUGCACGAGAGGAAGAAAGGCUACAUAGAGUUAUGGACGAGAAAGCCUCAAGCAGCGAUGCUCAUGGUCAGACAUACAGCUUUGAAGAAAGAAAGUCAGGACUGAAGGAAGAUUUGAUUUACUUCUACAAAGAAAACUACUCCUCCCUACCACUCGGACCACAGUUCGCAGACUAUGACUCCAAAAUGGUUGACUGCUACAUUCCCCCGAACCUUUCAAGUGUUGAGCUCAAGGAAAGCAGUGAGCAUAAAAAUUCGCCCUUGUCUCAAAAAGAAAAAAGGAAACCUGUGCAGUCAUUUUCAGAAAUGUUUUCCGAAAAAAACCUUAUCUUUGUAUCAGGUCAAGCUGGGUUUGGAAAAACAUCGUUUUGUAAGUUUUUAACAUUUGUUUGGUGCUUAAUACAGAUGGGCGAAAAUGAAAUGAUUUCAAGAAUCAAAUCAAGCAGAGAUAGCCUGUAUGCUGAUAUGGCUGCUGUUUUAAGAAAAUUUGAGUUUGUGUUUCUAAUUCCGCUGCGUCUUACAUCAGAUAAACUUUGCGAAAUCAAUGACAUGGUAUGCAAAGUGCUUUUCCCCGAACUUCGUCGCUUCAAAUCAUUAAAAAUCGACAUUGAGCUACUUGAAACAAUUUUGAUGAAGGAAAAAUGUUUAAUUAUUUUAGACGGAUUGGAUGAAUGGAAACACCCUUCAUUUGGGUGCUUUAGGAAAAACUUAACUGUGCCACAUACUCAAAAUUAUAAUUUAUGCUCAUUGCUUAUAACAGCACGUCCUUGGAAACUAAGCGAUGCUGAAAUAAAGAUGUCAAGAUUCAACGGUUUCAUAGAAAUUGAAAUUUUAGAUGAUAAACAAAUCCUACGGUUGAUAGGCUAUAUUAAUGAUUGCUUGUCCGAGAUUAUGGGGCCUAGAAAAGAUGUAGGAGAAUUCUUGAACUAUAUUUCGACACACAAAUUGAAAGACCUACUUUCAAAUCCUCUCGUCAUCAUGCAAAUGAUGCGUCUUUGGUAUGAUGGAAAACCAAUUGGAAAAAGUCGAUGCGAAGUUUACAGUAACAUGAUUGAUUUUUUCUUGGUGAAUGCAAAAGAAAGAAAUGAAAUACUGGCAAAUAAGGUAGCGUGUGUGACAGAAUCUACAUGCCUACCUGAUUGUUUUGCGGAACACUCAUGUCAUUCAUUUAAAGGUCUUGUUCUAAAAUUAGGAAAACUUGCGUUCAUGGCAUUUUUCUCUGAUGAAGCUUCUGAGCAGUAUGCAUUUCGGGAAGAAUUGGUAAAUGUCAUUAUUGAAGACUCAUCACAGCGUGAGUUUGCAUACGAAACAGGGCUGUUAUCUAAGAUGUGGAUUCAGUCGAGAUAUACAUAUAGGGAGUGCAAAGUUUCAUUUCUGCAUUCCACAUAUCAAGAAAUGCUUUGUGCUGUUUACAUGGCAAUUGUUUCAUUCGAUUCUGAAAGCACAGAAUGCAUUCAUAUGAUAGGGCAAUAUAACAAAAACAUCAAUAAUGCAGCCAUUGAUUUUAUAGUGUUUUUGAGUGGAGUGUCUUUGCCUCUAGCACGAGACGCAUCAGAAAAGAUGUCCAAAUUUUCUCCAAACGCAUUAACAUCAUCAGUUAAUGAAUCAAAGUAUGUGUGGAUUAAAGACAUAAAAGUGUUGGGAGAAACCAUUUUGAGAGCGUAUGAAGAAUCGACAGCAAACGGAAUGCCAGACGCAAAUACUCUUUUGUUGAGACACAUAGUCCUAGAGCAUGGCCGAUUGAGUCACCCACUAAUUCAGUUCAACAGGGACAAACUUGUAUCACUGGGGUAUACAUGCUACUUUGAUAUCCCUGAUCUACAAACUGAAUUUGAUGAUCUGUCUUCAAUCAUAAAAGAUUCUAGCCCAACCUUAACCACCAUCGGUAUUCACCUUCCCAGUGAACAUAGCCGUGCUUUAGAUCCAAGGUCUUUCUCAGUAUGUAGACAGUUGCAUACACUUGUGUUAUAUAAUGUUGAGUUGCCAGAAAGAAUCCUUGAUUUGACAUCAUGUGAGCAAUUGUACGAUUUAAGUCUAAAGUAUUUGCUCAAACAUGAGUUAAAAGUCAUUAUUAGACCAUGCAAAAUGUACUGUUGUAGAUUGCUUGGCGUUGGACACAGUGAUUGUGAACGUAUAGUUUUGCGUUUUGCGAAAGGAAAUCAAUUCACCAGUCGGCUGAAGGAAUUGAGACUGCGAAACGUUAGAGUUGAAGCAGAGAUAGACUUAAACGACACACUCGUUGAAAUACUUGAGUUAACUAAUGUUUCAAUGAAUAGAGUGAGUAUUGAUACAAGUUGUGUGAUAGAAUGUCAUCUUGGUGGUUACAUAGGACAGUCGUGAAAUGGUACAGAGUACAUUCUGGAUGAGGUCGGUAAAUCAACAAAAUUGCCAGCUUUGUCAAUAGAAGUCGAAAUUUCACCAGAGAACAUUUUGUUACUGCGCAACAUAAUCAAGUCAAACAGUGGACUCAAAGAAAUGUCAUUAAAUAACAUAUGAUACACUUUCAUUCUAAAAAAAGUAUUUCAGUAACAUGGAAUGUUUUUGAAAGGUGUUUUUUUAAAACUGUUUUAUUUUCAAAUAUAGAGCUAGAUUUUAAAUACUAUACAAGCUCAGUUGGAGAGUUGAGUUCCGAAGCUUAUUUAGAUUGCACAUGUACUAUUCAUCCCUUGCAGAUAAGUGGAUUUUGGAUGCCCGAUAAAAAGGAUUGUAUUGUAGUAUAAAAAUAUGUCAUUUCAAAAAUAAAGAUACAUCAACAACCUUUUGGCAUUUAAAGAUUGCAGAGUGGGAUGGUUCACCAACGAUUCAGUUCAAAAAGUGAAAUAAAUACGAAACGUCAGCAAGAGAUACCACUUUAUGUUAUAUCAAAAUUAUAUGAGGUCACUAGGCAUUAGAAUUUGAUAUUGUUGCCAACGAAAAGCUUUAUAUAUAUCUGAUAUCUUAAUAUCGGAACUGUAGGUGAAUUUUUAAGUAUACUCAUUUGAUAUCCUGAGGAAAAAGACAUUGUGAUAUCAUUUGCUCACUUAAUUAUAUAAGUAACAUAGAGGAGGAACUAUUGUUUAUAUAUUUUUGUACAAAAGAGAGUGCAUGAUGACAAUUAUCUUUUAAUCAUUUGUCACAAAAUCGGUAUAUGCAUGUCCUGCUUGUGGGCAGGGCCUCGGGCAGAUUUGCAUUAAUUUCUUUUAUUUCGAAGACCGAAGGUCAUGGUAUUGUAAUAGGCUUCGGCCUCCUCAUUGUAACUUAAGCCAUAACAAAAAAGUGAAAGGAACCAUGCGCAUGUAUAUCAAAUUCAAUACCGAUGGGUUCAAUCAAAAUUGAUUUUAACCGCUUGUUCGACUAAAUGUUAAUGUACAAUUUGAAACUAAAUGUCCAUGAAAUGUUGCUAACACACGUUGCUCAAGAUUUUAAAAAUCAGCAAUAUCAGAAAUAAAAGAACCUCAGUUUUGUUUGUGCCUAUUUUAGUAUAAAUGUAUGAUUGAAGGAGUAUGUGUUUUGUUACAAUAUUUCUAGUAAAUAUAAAAAUAUCAUUGUUACAAGUAUGUACCUGAAAUAACUAUUUUUGUUAGAAUUGGUUGGGCAACAUUAUAUUGCUAUUUAUUACAAGGAUUUCUUAUUUUGUCCUGCAUUAUAUCACAAAAUCAGCAUUGACUGUCGUACACUUGCGUUACAGUUUGCUUAUCUCAACCUUUAUUUGGAGGAGGAGUAAUUCUGUUAUAUUCUGACGUAUACGAUUUAAGUUGUUCAGUGUGUUUGAUAAAAUAUCUACUUCAACUGAGUAAGGUCGAUUUGAAAUAAAUUACUCAUAGUUAUUCAAUUACAUUCGCUAUAGCGUGCUCCAUCUGUUUGUAUAUGGAGAAAUGUAUGCAUACUUCCCUGUAAGAUAUACGUAUGUAAAUUUUUCAUUUGUUAUUGAAUGAUGGAAAAUGUUCGUUAACUCGUUAAUAAUUUGUCUACAUAUCGCAAAUAAUUGUAAUGAAUAAAGUUUAUGACCAUUG